This is a messenger RNA of Argiope bruennichi, 3685 nucleotides long. Its product is annotated as ileal sodium/bile acid cotransporter-like. NCBI's taxonomy places the organism in Eukaryota, Metazoa, Arthropoda, Arachnida, Araneae, Araneidae. Gene Ontology annotation, cellular component: membrane. The record is from RefSeq and is a predicted model, not a curated record. Bases 960 to 2477 code for a protein of 505 amino acids. The transcript is spliced from 3 exons.
CCGCUUUCAACUUUUCUCAGACGCAUACAGGCGGUUGCUGGCGGUCGGUUUGUUGGGAGUAACUCGUGGAAUACUUUCCUACCACUGACCUGGAGAUCCCAUUUUCAUUUACAAGCUGCAAGGACUGAAAUAUUUUAUUUCCCUCAAAGCAUUAAAAUCAACUUAUCCUUAUCACAAACAAACGCAACUUCCGAAGUAACCGCCAGCAUCCCAGAAUUCCUCGCGUAAUCCCCAAAUAGCAUCAGUUGUAUUCUUUCAACCUUUAAAAAUGUAAACAGGAGUGGGCUCUUUUUUUUUCAAGAAAAUUGGAGGUAAAUAUGCUUUUAUAAGGAAUGUGAAAUGUUUUAACUGGAAGUGUGUGACUGACAUUCAAUUGUUGUUUUUGUUUUUGUUGCUGCUCAUCUAGUGUUUGUUCUAUUGUGUGUGUCAUCUUGUGGAGUGAAAUGACCAGAAACAAAUAAUUUUCCGAAUCGGCGUGUCCUUCCUUUGCCGCCCUUGUUAUGCAUUUACGGGCAGAAUUUCCACCAAUGAAAUGCAAAGAAGUUAUUCAGUGUUGAUUGAGUGUGCGACAGUAACUCUUCACACUUCAUAGAUUUUUCUAUGAAAGAGUAUUCAAGCCGGGAUUAGUGUUUAUUGGAAGCUAUUCAAAAGUGGUAUUAUUCACAGUUUUCAGCCAUGAACCACGUCACGGUGGGAAAUAAAUGAAAAAAGAAGAAUUAUAUACGCCGUCUGACUGUAGCUCAGGCUAGUUCUAUUUGCAUUUCACAUUAGCGCUGUGUCGGAAUCGGCAGUGUUAAAGCAUAGCUCCUGUUCAGUUAAAGUAUAUCAUACAUAUGAAGCACAUGUUGCAGCUUUUGUUUAACAUAACAAAUAAUUUUUCUAAUGUACACAGUAUGCUGAUUGGCUCUCAUAGAUAACCAAGAAUUUAUUGAUUUAUCAUACUUUCUCAUCCUCACAAAAUGUUGAAUCAAAUUUUAUUCUGUGUUUUUCUCUUUGUUUGCGCUCAUGGUUCUGCCGAAGUUGGAACACAUCAAACAAAGCCAGUGCAUUCUGUUCCAAGAAUUGACUUCUAUCCACAAGAAUUAAAUGCUGUUAUUGAAGAAGACACAAGACAUGUUUCAUUUGGAAUCAGCUGGGAGAAUUCAACCGAUCCUUUGCUGUCUGAGUCUCUUCAGGAUUUUCACGGUGAUUAUCGAGUUACAGUGAUUUCUGAAGAUACGAAUAUAUUAGAAAUUGUGAAUUAUUCGUACCCCCAGUGCAUAAGAUCCAGGCAUGAACCGAAGAAUUUCUCUUUUACUGUUAAAGGGGUUUUUCUUGGCUUUACAAAAGUUAGGGUCAGUCUUCGAGCAGCUGUUAAAGGAUGUGCAGCUGCUAAAAGAAAUAGGACUUUUUCAAGUCCGUUGGAAAAGACAAAGGAUUUUGAUUUGACAGUGAGUGUGAUUAGGGCGCCAUCAUUAUUAGUUAAUAUUGUAACUGGUGCUAUGGCAGCACUUGUUGCUUUUAAUUACAUCAAUAUGGGUGUCCAACUAGAUCUCCUGUGUAUUGCAAAAGUAUUGAAGAAACCUAUAGGCCCUGCCAUUGGAUUUGUUUGCCAGUUUCUAUUCAUGCCUUUAGCUUCUUUUGGCAUCAGUAUGUUGCUUCUGGAAGAUGCCAGCUUGAGGUUGGGGCUAUUCACUCUGGGGUGCUCUCCUGGCGGUUCUAUGAGCAACUUCUGGACUCUGCUCUUCAACGGCGAUGUCAACCUCAGCGUCACUAUGACCUUCAUCAGCACCAUUGCAGCACUGGCAAUGAUGCCAUUAUGGAUCUUUACUCUUGGCGCUUCUCUCUUCCGGGACCAUGAGGCCACCAUCCCUUAUAUCAACCUUGCGGGUUCCUUAGUCAUCCUUACCUUUCCCGUCGGAAUUGGUCUUUUGAUCCAACAAUACUCUCCAAGGCUGUCCAAGAUAUCCCAGAAAAUCAUCAAACCUUUUACUCUCAUCUGUGUCCUCGUUGGUAUCUGCGUCGGACUCUACGCCAAUAGUUUCGUUUUUAAACUCUUCACAUGGCAGGUGGUUUUGGCAGGAAUCAGCAUCGCUUGGGGUGGGUAUAGCUUCGGUGCUCUGAUGGCCUGGCUGUUCCGGCUAGAGAAGUCUCAGAUCAUGGCUGUCUCCAUUGAGACAGCAUUCCAGAAUCCAGCUGUCGCUUUUGUGAUGCUUGUACUGUCGCUUCCUCAACCAGAAGCCGAUUUAGCAUCAGUGCCUGUCAUCGCCCAGUUGAUGUUGACUGGACUUCCUAUGUGGGCAUUGCUUAUCUUGACCAGAGUCUACAAGAAUAUGAAGGUUUGUUGUGAAGAAGACGAUGAAAUAAUCGAGAAACCAGAGAUAGAUACUAUACACAAGGCGUACCUCGCAGUGGACACUAAUCCGCCGGAUGAUAGCGAAACUGUUGUGUUGGAACCACCGAAUAAUAAAGUUAGAAUUGUUCGUGUAUCAUCUUAGUUUAAACGUGUUAAUGUGAUAUUGUUACUUAGUUAAUCGUUUUUGUAUGUUUUUACAUAUUUGUACAAUUUUGAUUUGUGAUUUGUUAGAUAAUGUAUGAGCAUUUAAUGUAAAUUUCGCAUUUUUGUGCUGUUUUUUUUAUUAAAGACGUAGAUUUUAAGCAUUAAUGGUUAAAAGGAAAGCAUUUUUUUCGAUAUUAUUCUUUCUUUGGCCCUCACAAUCAGGAAAAUUUAUGCAAAAACGUGAAAAAUAUUUUGAAUUGUGAAAUACAAUUAAUUGUUUUUUGUUCUAUAAUACAAUUUCGAUAAAUGCUUGAAUAGUUGAAAUGAAAAUAGUUUUAUAAAUGUAAUCUUUUAUACUGUGCUUACAAUCAAAAACUUUAAAGUAAAAACUCCAGAUACAUAAGAAAUUGUUAAAUACAUUCAUACAUUUUUAAAUUCAGAUGUUCAAUAUUUUUCUUGAAUACUGUUUAAUUGUGGUAUAACAUGACUGUUUACUAAAAUUCUAAAACUUGAAUGAAAUUUAAUUGGAAUUUAAGAAUAUUUCAUAUUUGAAUUUUGUGUUCUGAUUUAGAUAAAUUUUGCUUUUUAUCCCAUGGUUUUAGAUUAAUAUUGUUUUUACCAUCAUUCAAGAAUCAUUUUGACAAGCUUUUGACUUUAGAAUAAUUUAAUUCAUGAUGAUUUAAUUAUUUCAAUUGCAGACAGGCAGAAUAAUGACACAGUAUAGACAAUUAAAGACUUUUGUGCUAAUAAAUUAAAAUAAACCAGAAACAUUACUUGGAUGAAAUGUCGGAUUUAUUAUGUUUUCACUGAUGAACACCUGUUGAAACCUGUCUGUAAUAAUUUUUUAAUUUUAGAAAUCUAAAAAAAUAUUUCAUUAGUGAACAAAGUGUAAUAAUAGAUUGCUUAAUAUCACUUUUUUAUCCUAUGUAUCAAGUUCAUCAAUAUUUUUUACAAUUGUUAAACAGUUUAUUACAAUGCUUUCAGAUUUUUAACACAUUUUUAAUUGAAUGCAGUUAAAAAUGGUUGAGUAAAAGUGUGAACUGAAAUGUUAUUGUAUAUUAUGCAUUACUUUAAAAAGUCAUUUAUUAAAAUAUAUUAUGUAAAAUUUUAAUGGAAUGUGUAGAUGAACAUUCAAUUUUGUUGAUUUAAAUGACGAAUGAACCUUUUUUGGGCCUUUAUUUGUGUAUUUUUGUUUACCGAUUCAAA